GGAAGCGGAGUGCGAGGGACGAGAAGAGUAGAAUCUCCACUAGCCCGGAGCGCCCCUCAUCUUCGCUUCACAGCCCCGGCCUUUCUCCAUCCCAACCUGAGGGUUUCCUUCGCUAGUGCAGGUCGCGGCUGACGCCAGCUAAUCGGCUUUCGCUACGCCGCCCCGGCUCAGAUGCCCUUUGGUGGCGGCAACGCCGCCGAGAAACCCACGGGCGAGCUCAGCCCCGUUCUACUUUGAGAAAGUCAGAUGUCCCCUUUUAACUCCCUCUUCAAAACUCAGCUCCCAGGUGACUGAGUUAAUUAAGAGUUGGGGGCAACCUUACUGAAGAUGAAUAUAUAAUAUUAGAAGAGAUUUUUUUCUUUUUUCUUUCACAUCUUGAUUGCUUAGUGGCUUGCCACUUUUCAAUUGAGUCUGUUUGUUUCAUCAGAAUGAUUUUUACAAUUUCAAGAAAAAAUAUGUCCCAGAAAUUGAGUUUAUUGUUGCUUGUAUUUGGACUCCUUUGGGGACUGAUGUUACUGCACUAUACUUUUCAACAACCGAGACAUCAAAGCAGUGUCAAGUUACGUGAACAAAUACUUGAUUUAAGCAAAAGAUAUGUUAAAGCUCUGGCAGAGGAAAAUAAGAAUACAGUGGAUGUUGAGAAUGGCGCAUCUAUGGCAGGAUAUGCGGAUCUAAAAAGAACAAUAGCUGUCCUUUUGGAUGACAUCUUACAACGCUUGGUAAAGCUGGAGAACAAAGUCGACUAUAUUGUUGUCAAUGGCUCAGCAACCAACACUACUAAUGGUACUAGUGGAAAUCUGGUGCCAGUAACCACAAAUAAAAGGAUAAAUGCAUCAGGCAGCAUUAGAUAGCAUUUGAAGAUCACCUUGUGCUGCUACAUCCACUGUGGAUUAUGUCCUAUGGCAGAAAAGCUUUUUAAUCACUGACUAGGAUAGAAUAAUACUUUACAAUAAAAGCUCUACAUAUUUACAUUUUUUUGAAAUAUGCUGGAUUCAUGGGACUCUAAUUCUGUAUGUAAAAUUUUAAAACUAUUAGUUUGCGUUCAGGCAAGUCUCUUCAAUGCUGUGCUAUAUUCUUAAAGGGAUUUUGAUAACAUGGUUGGUGUAGUAAGGUGAUCUUUAUACAAAUCUCUUGUGUUUGAGAUCAAGGUGGAACUAAAACACUGAGAGACAUGGAUUCAUUUCCAUAAAAUAUUUAUUAAAACAUGUACCAUAUUUUUCAGGCAUUGUUACUAAGUCAGUUUGUCAUUUGUUCUCAAUAGGUGUAAAUGUUAGACUAAUGCUAUUAGACAAUAUGCUUAAUUCCAGUACUAUAUUUUGUUACUCAGAUUAUGAACAGAGAAAAAAAAGUAUAAUGUUGAAAAUAAUGUUUGAAAAUCAUGACCCAAAGAAUGUCUUUAUUUGCACUAUCCUUCAGAAAUAACUGAAGGUUAAUUAUUGUAUAUUUUUAAAAAUUUAACAUUUGUAAAAGUAUAAUCUUGAAAAUGGGUAGUAACCACUGUCUGUAACUUAAGCAUUGAGGCAAUUAAAUGAUAGUAAAGUAGUAACUAAUCUCAUAUGUAACAUUUUCUUACAUAUAUUCUAAAGAAUAAAAGAUAUUUUUAUGAGAUUAAAAAAUAAGUAAAGUAUUAAUCCAUGAUUUUUCAUAUACUUGAAUGUUAAUUUAAGUUUAACCUUUGUGUAUGCUAUUAGGAAAGCAGAAAAAAACAGAAAAGUUCUGUUUUUACUACAUUGUUAGGGGAUUGGGACAUUGAGAUAUUUAUGAAACUUGGACUCUUAAGAUACAUAUGUAAAGGUAUUUGUGUUGCAUUAAAUUGAUUAGAAAAUGUUAACAUUAUAUGAAUAUCCAGCUCUAUGAAAUUUUGGAUUUGAAUAACAUACAUUAUUCAUUUUAUAUAAGGACUGCUUAAAAUAAUUAAGAAAAAUACAAUAUAAAUUAUAAAGAUUGAUUAUCUUUUUAGGAAAACAGCUAUUAUAUAUAGCACAAGAGAUCCUAAUCUUGGGUAAAUCUGGUAUAGGAAAAAAUACAUCUUUAUAAAAAAUUCCCUUGUAGCAAAUGACAUUGCCAUAUGGUGCCCUAUAUUUAAUAGUAUUUAUUCUCUGUAAUAGCUGCCUAAGUGCAGCUAGCUUCUAGAUUUAGACUAUAUUGAAUUUAGUUUUUGGUUAUUGUAUUGUUCAUUAUUACAAUAUGCUAUAAAAUGUAGUAGCAAUAAUUAUGGUAUUUUGUUAAAAUAAGUAUGAGAAAAUACUGUUUCAUGAAAGGUAGCUUUCCAAACUCUUCUGUAUACAUUUAUGUGAAGAACUAAAUUAUAUGCCAUUGCCAGGUGGAGUUUGGAAUUGUUCAGUCUUUCUUAUUAGAUGCAUACAUUUUUGGUGUUUGUUUUCAGGGAUGAAAUAAAAUAUAUUAUUUGUACU
This is a messenger RNA of Condylura cristata (star-nosed mole), 2414 nucleotides long. RefSeq names its product coiled-coil domain containing 126 (gene CCDC126). The record is from RefSeq and is a predicted model, not a curated record. Bases 429 to 851 code for a protein of 140 amino acids. Lineage: Eukaryota; Metazoa; Chordata; Mammalia; Eulipotyphla; Talpidae. The transcript has 4 exons.